This is a messenger RNA of Hyla sarda, 4383 nucleotides long. It is a transcript of the gene SHC3, whose product is annotated as SHC adaptor protein 3. Gene Ontology annotation, biological process: cell surface receptor protein tyrosine kinase signaling pathway; intracellular signal transduction. Gene Ontology annotation, cellular component: plasma membrane. Gene Ontology annotation, molecular function: receptor tyrosine kinase binding. Lineage: Eukaryota; Metazoa; Chordata; Amphibia; Anura; Hylidae. The record is from RefSeq and is a predicted model, not a curated record. The coding region runs from base 1086 to 2969 and encodes 627 amino acids. The transcript has 12 exons.
UAGAAAAAGGGGUAAGAUGAAGGCUGGGAGAAUACUGCAGCAGGUUGUGUCGUGAGCUUCAUGAAAGGCUAUUCUGUACUUUACUGGAAGCUUGCUCUUACAUUUCAUAAGACGUUUCCAUUAUUCAUCACUCCUGGGAGCAGAGGUGCUGACUUAUUUCAUGUGUCAGAAAUUAGACUAAUUAAAUAUCUCCAAUUGAAAGUUUAUUUUGCGGUUUUGUGCCGCAGCCUUCGGUACAAUGUGCUUGUGUCUGUAUGUGUAAUGGGAUAUUAACGCCUGACUGGGACAGAUGACUUUUAAUAUACAUCCUUAUUGUUUCUCAUCAUUUGUGGCCUGUGAAGUCAUAGGAGAUUGUAUGCUGUAGCUUAGUAUUAGCAGUCAUGUACAUAAUUGUGUGCAUUUUACAAAGAUGAAGGCUAUAACAUUGGCUUUUUCACAUAUGCCAUAUUAAGAACACGGUGCACUAUUUACAGUGUAAUAACGUUAAAACCUUACAUAAAUAGCGAUUUUAUGUAAAUUUGCACUUUUUAAUGGCUGUGCCUGGUAGGACUAAAUUACAGGUGACUUGCUCUAGGUAUUACAGGUGCAUAUCACCUUUGAAGGGGGAGUAAAAUUGAUAUAACUUGAAGAAAUGAUCCGUUUGCGAAGUUGGGAAAAGGAAAUUUGAGAAUUGAUUGGUUCUAGUGUGCUGUAAGUGGGUGGAUGUUUUUUGUGCUACAGGAAGUGAUUUGCAGUGCUCACUGAGCCUUUUGUUGAAAAGGGUCUCCUCAUUUGUGUGAGUCAUGCUUUUGCUGUGAGCAAGUUGGCAGCUCUAACCAGAAGUGGAAUGUCAUAUAGAACUGUCUGCUCCUGCCUUCAUUCUCAACCUAUAGCUGCACGGACAUAGAGACAUUUUCUUCUUCUGGAGGAAAAAUAUUAAUAAUCAAUGCUCUUUUCAAUUUCUACUAUUUUAUUAUAGGGUUGAUUUGUUUAUUGCAUUUGGUUUUACAGGUGCCACUAUGAACCUCUGGCAAUGUUAACAAAGGUGUAUCUUAGACUGGCAUCAGAUUUGCCACAACAUAUGAAAGAAACUAGAUAAAAAGGGCAUGCUUCAACGUACCAAGUAUAACCGCUUCAAGAAUGAAUCUGUGACACCGGUCGACGAUCUUUUGCACAACCUGUCCACGAACAGUAAAGCCUCUACAGUCGCCGGUAACCCAGCUACAGUUCUGUGCCUGGUUCCGACCACAGACUUACAAAAAGACCAGGAAGAUGGACCCACCUCUCUUUGUACAUUUAUUCACAAAGUGUCUCACAUGAAACUCUCCAGCACGGGCAGCCUGUUGGGUAUAAAAAACCUUUCCUCUGCAGUAAAGGAGCUCGCUGGUUCCAAGUUACAGGGUAGCUCUCCUGCUCUUAGUACAGCAGCAGGGGCUUCAGACAACACAUGUAACCUUGUCUCUACCCCUCCGUGUUCUCAGCAGGACGUGGGCAAGAUGAGCACAGGGAAAAAAACACGAUCGGAAGAAAUGCAUCUGGGAGGUGAAGAUUGGAAUCAAAGUAGCAGCUUCUUCAGUAAGCCUUCUCGAGGAUGGCUGCACUCGAAUGAGAAGAUUCAGGGACCUGGAGUGACGUACAUUGUGAAGUAUUUGGGAUGUAUAGAAGUUUUACGCUCUAUGAGAUCUUUGGAUUUUAACACAAGAACGCAGAUAACAAGAGAAGCUUUCAGCAGAGUAUGUGAAGCUGUCCCAGGCACCAAAGGAGUUUUUAAGAAAAGAAAGCCAGCAAAUAAAAUCCUCUCUAGCAUCCUCGGAAAGAGCAACCUUCAGUUUGCGGGAAUGUGUAUAACGCUGAAUAUAUCUACAACCAGCUUAAAUAUGAUGACUCCAGAUUCAAAACAGAUCAUAGCAAACCAUCAUAUGCAGUCCAUUUCCUUUGCAUCUGGUGGUGACCCGGAUGCUACAGACUAUGUUGCUUAUGUGGCAAAGGAUCCUGUUAAUCGGCGAGCUUGUCAUAUACUGGAAUGCAGUGAUGGACUGGCUCAAGAUGUCAUCAGUACUAUAGGCCAAGCGUUUGAACUUCGAUUUAAGCAGUAUUUACAGUGCCCUUCGAAGAUGCCAGCAUUUCCUGACCGAAUGCAAAGCUUAGAUGACCCAAUAUGGCCAGAAGAAGAUGGGACUGCGACAGAACAUCAAUAUUACAACAGCAUUCCAAAUAAAAUGCCACCCCCAGGAGGGAUUAUUGAUGAGAGAUUAAGAGCUCAGCAUCAAAACCAAGGAGAUAACUCCCAGUUUAUGAACUCUGCCGGAAUAGAACAAUUGUAUUACCAAGGUCGUCAGCUGGCAGAAAAGUCUAAUGAAAACUUUCAACAAGCUAUAAAAAGGCAAGCUUCUUUAGACAUAUACAGUGUUCCAGAAGGAAAGUCAACAACAAACAAUGCACCUACAUAUGUUAACACCCAACACAUGAACAAGAAGAUGCUAGGAGCUCUUCAGCGAAGUGUGGAUGGAAUAUUUUGUGGAUCUGUGGACAGCUGCAAGGAUAUAAGUCCUAGAAAAGACUUGUUUGAUAUGAAACCAUUUGAAGAUGCUCUGAAGAACCAGCCCAUGUUACAUAGAGAUGCCUCUGUAGACUGCUCCAGUCCAUUGUUAUCCAGAGCUGCCAUCUUAACUAUUCAUGAAGAACUAAAAUCAGAAGCCUGGUAUGUUGGAGAGAUGUGCAGGAAAGAAGCAGAGAAACUACUUACAAAGGAUGGUGAUUUCCUUGUUAGAAAAAGCAUCAAUAAUCCUGGUUCUUAUGUGUUAACUGGCAUGCACAAUGGACAAGCCAAACAUCUUCUUCUAGUAGAUCCUGAAGGCACAGUUAGAACUAAAGAUCGUGUGUUUGACAGCAUUGGUCAUCUUAUUAAUCACCACCUGGAAAACCAUUUGCCCAUUGUGUCCUCCGGAAGUGAAUUAUGCUUGAAACAGCCUGUGGAGGGGAGGCCGUGAUACUACUGUCACUUCCGCCACGUCAGUGUAUCUUUAUGGAGGCUGUGCCAGAAGUCAGUGCAAUAGGAACACAAAUCGUAUGAGUCAAACCAAUAUACUUGACCCAUACAAUAAGUGGCACUUUUUGCACCAUAAUUUUUAUAAAAUUGUUUGAUCCCUUAAUGUGAAUAUAAGGUGUGUGUGUGUAUAUAUACACUGAACUAUGUAUAUAUAGAUAUAAAUAUAUUUAUAUUUUUGGAGAUUAUGGGAAUAGAAAAAGACUGGAAAGUUUUAAUGAUAACAGAACAAUAAUUGUGGUACUUUAGCUGGAUAUUGAAUGCAGCAUUCUGAUUUAAUACAUUUAAUGCUGCAUGAUCUGAUCAUGGUUUUACCUAAUAAGCACAAAACAAGAAGACUGGACAUAUGAUUGAGCAAAACUGUUUUGGGCUGCAAGGUGUUGAGAAACUUUGGAGACACCUGCAGUAUUUAAAAGGAUUUUAUUUCCGUUGGUGGAUGGGAUUACUUGAACAUACCAUCCAAUAUGUACUGUUAUAUAGCAUUAAAAAAUUCAAUGAUUUAGGGUUUUUGUAGGCUUAGAAAAAUAACUAUAGCAGUUUCUUUACAGCGCGAUUACAGAACACGCAGCUUUCUAGCUGCUAUGAGCCACAGGUUGUCUAAGCUAGUUAUAGGGUCAGGGGUAGUAAUAUCCCAUUGUACUACAAAUUUUAACUAUCUUUGCACUGAUAAAGCUAGCAUAGUGGUACCUAUUUAUUCAAAAAGCAUUUUAUCAAAAAUGAGAGAAAUGUAUAACAUGGUAUCUUUUAAGGCAUCACUUGAUACGAUGCAAUGUUUGAUUUAAUGUAUUUUAGGUGUAUUGCUGUAUGUAACAAUAUAUAUAUUAUAUAUGAUAUUAUAUUUGAAGGCCAAUUUGUGUCCCAGCCUAUGAAAUUGUUAUUUUUAUCUACAAUUUCUUGUACACAUUUCUAAAUAGUUUUAUAUGUAUAUUCCUACAAUCACAUAAAUGAAAAGCAUAAGUAUUUUUUCAUUUUUAUAAUGCAUUAUUAGUAUGUAGCAUUAGCUGCCUGUGAACGGUGGCAUUAUAUACUGUAGAAUCUUAUUCAAAUUUUCCCACACAGUAUAUAUCUUGUUCUUAUAUUGCUGCAUGCUGCAAGAAGCGCUUUAAUCAUUAUUAAGUUAUUUUGGCAUGGCUGACAGUGGUACCAAUCGCCCUCUGACUUGGAUCUACGGUAAACAAAUAUUAAAGUGAUAAAUAAACCAAAUGGUCAUGGAUAUGCAUAUGUUGAUUUUAAUAUGGUCAUACCAACUGUGAAUAAACAGUAUAAUAAUUCAUUGAUUAUAAGGAACUUUUAUUAACUUCUACUUUAUAGUGUAGCUUUUAUUUGAAGGUACACUCUUCAAUAAUUAUAUAUAUAUA